Molecule: messenger RNA, 3376 nt
Organism: Abrus precatorius (Indian licorice)
Lineage: Eukaryota; Viridiplantae; Streptophyta; Magnoliopsida; Fabales; Fabaceae
Product: probable inactive leucine-rich repeat receptor-like protein kinase At3g03770
Exons: 8
Coding region: 856-3207 (783 amino acids)
Biological process (GO): protein phosphorylation
Cellular component (GO): membrane
Molecular function (GO): protein binding; protein kinase activity; ATP binding
Source: RefSeq, a predicted model, not a curated record
AGAACAUCCAAUGCAAAAUCAUGUGUGUCUGGUUCCUUCCUUUUCCUUCAAGAGCUUGCAUUGUUCUCUGACGUGGAUUUCUCAACUUUUACUUCAAAGGUUCAUUGAUCCUACCAUUGACACAGAAACAAAAGAUAAAAGUUGGUAAGAGAGAGAGAGAAAGAGAGAGAGUAACCAAAAGCAGGAACAGGUAUGUAAAUAGAGGGACCAUGUCAUAAAGUUGAAGUGAGAGAAAGCAAAGACCUACCAGUCUUUGAAAGUAACAGCUUACGUUACUGAACACCCAGCCAAAGCACCCUUCAGCAAAAUUUCCACUCAUAAUUGUGAGAAAAGUACAAAACUUGCAGCUUCAACCAGAUCUGCUGGACACCACAUGCUGAGGUUAAAGGGUAAAAAAGAAUCAUAGUUAAGAAUAAAGGGCACCCUUCUAUGCAAGAAUCUUUCUUUUGCUUUUCCUAGUGAAGCUACUAUGGCAUCCCUUUGGGCCUUCAAGACAAAGAAUAGAAAAUAGAAGGAAAAUAUGUUAAAAAAGAAAAAAUUUUCAUGAAGGAAAGGAAAUAUGUCAAUUCAUUUAUGACUGAGAAUGAUGAAAUGUCAGCUUGUGAGAGAGAAUAGAGUGAGUUUUGAUCUUUUCAUUUGUUUUCAAGUUUCUACCCUUGUCACCAGCUUCAGCUUGUCUUGGUUUGGGCAGAGAAAAACUGACACCUUGGAAAAUGGUUUCCAUGCUUCACUAGGAUUUGGAGAGUACUAUUCAAAGGGCUUAUGCUUGUAUUCCCAUGCUUCAAUUUUGAGAGAAUUUCAAUCCUUUUGAGCAUAUAACCAAAACUCUCUAAUUCACUGCAUGACUUGGUGCUAAUGGCAAAUAGAUACCAUCCCUCAGUGUUUCUGGUGUUGGUUACUAUUAUACUUUCUAUCUAUCACUCGGAGCAAUUGCAAUCCUCUCACUCUCAGACCCUUCUAAGAAUUCAACAGCUAUUGGACUUUCCUCCUGCUUUAAGCCAGUGGAACAACAACACUGACUUUUGCAACACAGAUUCAAACUCUUCUCUCACUGUAGUGUGCUAUGAGGACACCAUAACACAGCUUCACAUAAUAGGUGAAAGACGAGAUGCACCUCUCCCUAGAAAUUUCUCAAUAGAUUCAUUUGUCACUACACUAGUAAGGCUUCCAAGUUUGAAAGUCCUCACUUUGGUGUCUCUUGGUAUAUGGGGUACACUGCCCAGUAAGAUUGCUCGUUUGUCAUCACUGGAAAUAGUUAAUGUGAGUUCCAAUUUUCUCUAUGGUUCCAUUCCUCAGGAGCUUUCAUCAGUGUCAAAUCUCCAAACACUCAUUCUUGACAACAACAUGUUUACUGGCCUGCUUCCUUAUUGGCUUGAUUCACUUCCAGGCUUAACCGUGCUAAGUUUGAAGAACAAUUUGUUCAAUGGAUCUCUACCAAAUUCGCUUGGAUCCUUGGAGAAUUUGAGAACUCUUUCACUUUCUCAUAAUCACUUUUAUGGGGCAGUACCUGAUUUGAGCCGUUUGACAAAUCUUCAAGUGCUGGAAUUGGAUGAUAAUGCUUUUGGACCUCAAUUUCCUCUGCUUGGCAACAAGUUGGUUACACUUGUGCUAAGAAACAAUAGGUUCAGGUCUGGUAUUCCGGCUGAAAUGAGCUCUUAUUAUCAGCUUGAAAGAUUGGAUAUCUCAUCAAACACAUUUGUGGGGCCAUUUCAGCCAGCUUUGUUGUCACUUCCUUCUAUUAAUUAUCUGAAUAUUUCUGGGAACAAAUUAACUGGGAUGCUCUUUGAGAAUGUGUCAUGCAAUUCUGAGCUUGAUGUAGUUGAUUUAUCCUCAAAUCUUUUGACUGGGAGCUUACCUAGAUGUUUAUUGUCAAAUUCCAGUGAUAGGACUGUCCUGUAUGCUCGAAAUUGUCUAGAGACUACAAAUCAAAAUCAGCAGCCACAACCUUUUUGCCACACUGAAGCCUUAGCUGUGGGAAUAUUACCUGAGAGAAAGAAGCACAGACAAGUUUCUAAGGUAGUUCUUUCCCUUGGCAUAGUAGGUGGGACUCUUGGAGGAGUAGCACUUGUUUUGUUGAUUUUCUUUCUUGUUAGAAGAGGAAAUGCCAGAAGCAAAAUGAAGAGUCCUCCAACAAGAUUAAUAUCAGAAAAUGCUGCUUCUGGAUACACCUCUAAGUUACUUUCUGAUGCAAGGUAUAUAUCUCAAACCAAGAAGUUGGGAGCAGUUGGCCUGCCAACUUAUCGAAGUUUCUCAUUGGAAGAGAUUGAGGCAGCUACAAACUACUUUGACACAGCUUCUUUAAUGGGUGAAGAUUCUUAUGGGAAGAUGUACAGAGGUCAGCUGAAGAAUGGCUCACUCGUUGCUAUUAGAUGCAUAGAAAUGAAAAAGAGAUACAGCACUCAAAACUUUAUGCACCACAUAGAGUUGAUAUCAAAACUUCGGCAUCGUCAUUUAGUCAGUGCUCUAGGACACUGCUUUGAAUGUUCUUUAGAUGAUUCAAGUGUCAGCAAAGUGUUUCUUGUCUUCGAACAUGUACCGAAUGGCACGCUCAAGAGUUGGAUCUUUGAUGGGCAUGAUAGAAAAUCCCUGAGUUGGACUCAACGUAUAGGAGCUGCAAUUGGAGUGGCAAAGGGAAUUCAAUUUUUGCAUACAGGAAUUGUUCCUGGUGUAUAUUCCAACAAUCUCAAGAUAGAAGAUGUUUUAUUGGAUCAGAAUCUUGUUGCAAAAAUCAGCAGUUACCACCUGCCUUUGUUAUCUAACAUGGGAAAGGUUCGGCAUGGAAAUUCUUCUAGUGGAUUAAAAAACUCUAGAAUUAAUAAAAGUGUAAAGCAUGAAGAUAAGUCUGAUAUAUAUGACUUUGGAAUGAUACUACUCGAACUCAUUCUAGGAAGGAAAAUAAAGGCAACGAAUGAUGCAUACGCUUUUAGGGAUCUGUUGCAAGCAAGUAUAGGAGCUGAUGAAGAGGGUAGGAGGAGUAUUAUUGAUCCUGCAGUUCGCAAGGCAUGCUUGGAUCAAUCAUUGAAGACAAUGAUGGAGAUUUGUGUGAGGUGCCUGGUUAAAGAGCCAGCAGAUAGGCCCUCUAUAGAGGAUGUUUUGUGGAAUUUGCAGUUUGCAUCUCAAGUGCAGGAUGCAUGGAGAGGGGAUUCUCAAAGUAGUGAGGGGUCACCCGGCUCACCUUUAGCCUCUCGAAGAUUGCCCUUCCAUUAGUGUCAAUCCACAGGUUUUCACUUUUUUGCUAUGUAAAUUUCACUAUAAGCCUAAAAGAUUAAUGGUUGCAGAUAAGCAUCAGAAUAGUAUAAGUUCUUUAUGUUGUAACUCCUUGGCUAAAAACACUGCUGAGCUUCUAAUGAAAAUCUAUGUUGUCAGAGCUUGCAUU